Messenger RNA from Budorcas taxicolor (takin), 2187 nucleotides. RefSeq names its product coiled-coil domain containing 115 (gene VMA22). Lineage: Eukaryota; Metazoa; Chordata; Mammalia; Artiodactyla; Bovidae. Gene Ontology annotation, biological process: vacuolar proton-transporting V-type ATPase complex assembly. The record is from RefSeq and is a predicted model, not a curated record. Bases 428 to 970 code for a protein of 180 amino acids. Gene Ontology annotation, cellular component: extrinsic component of endoplasmic reticulum membrane. The transcript is spliced from 5 exons.
AUCAUAACUGUAGGCUCCAGCAGCUGUAAAAGCUGUUCAGCGAUUGACCAGAUGAUCGCCUACCCGCCCAUUCUGAAAUUAAAGCCGCCCCUCCUUUAAAAUGGACGCCUCGUUUCAUCGCCACUCCGACAACCCUACGUUUAAGUCGCGGCCGCUUCCAGAAGUAAUUCGGAGAUACCCACAGCUCUUGCCGACUGUCCGGGUGGCUGGUCCCCUUCGGAUGCUUGCCUGACGAAGGUUAUCACUUUCAGGGUCGCAGCUCCGAGGCCGCGCUGAUCCUGAAAAGCGCAAAGCAGCCAGCCACAAUCCACCCACGACUGGGAGCCCCAGAGAGGGCGGGCCUCGCACGCCUAUUGGCUGUCCUGCUAGGCCGGCGGACACUGAUUGGGCUACCUGUCAGGAGCCGGCUCUCGACCCUGCGUAGCAGAUGGCUUCUCGGGAUCUGCGGGCAGAGCUGGACUUUCUUCUCCUGCAGCUCCUCGGAGACCUGGAGCAACUGGAGGCGAAGCGGCAAGCGCUAAACGCCCGGGUGGAGGAGGGCUGGCUCUCGCUCUCCAAAGCGCGCUAUGCAAUGGGUGCCAAGUCAGUAGGGCCCCUGCAGUAUGCGUCCCACAUGGAGCCCCAAGUCCGCGUCUGCACCGGCGAGGCUGAGGACGGACUCCAGAAGUUCUGGAUGGUGAGAGCCGGCACCCAGACUCCAGAAGAAGUGGGAUCCCGCGAGGCAGCUCUGCGCAGGCGCAAGGGUCUCCCAAGGACUCCAGAGCCAGACUCCUCCCCAGCUCCCCAGAACCCUUUGAAAUGGUUUGGAAUCCUGGUUCCUCACAGUCUGCGACAAGCUCAAGCCAGCUUCCGGGAGGGUCUGCAGCUGGCUGCAGACAUGGCCAGCCUUCAGAGCCGCAUCAGCUGGGGUCGAAGCCAGCUCCAGGAACUCCAGGAGAAACUCAAGCAGCUAGAACCCAGGGCUCCCUGACCUGUCACCACAGAAGCAAGGCAGUGGGAACAGCUAUUCUUCGAUGUGGCUCCCUUAUCAGCCCUUCCUCCUUCACAGAUUGCCCGCCACCCGAACUAACUCCUGCUCCUUAAUACUUCUCUGGUCUGCAUGUUUCCAACUUUGUUAGGUGGGGAAGGCUGAAGAGGCAAACUGCAUAAUGUUGAAAGUUACUACUGUGAAACCACUUGUAAACUCACAUCCAUGUAGAGCAGUCACAAAGCUGUUAGGUUAGUUCAUAUUGAACAAUAACAACUUCAUGCAUCAGUUAGCUGUGGAUUUUCAUUACUGGAUGAAAUACUACACAGCUAGUGGCAGGGAAGGACAAGAAGUAGGUGCUUCAGUUUCUCUAGAUCCUUAAAACUGACUUUGAUGGAGGAAAAAAAACAUACAUAGCUACACAGAUCAGGACAGAAUGAUUCUGCACUGAUAGAAAAACACACAUACCUAAGUAGAUGGGGAAUGCUUAGCAGGUUUUAAGCCAGAAAGUAAAAAGGAUCUGACCUAAAUUUUCAAGGGAACUCUUUCAAGACACCAUUCAGGUUUUUAAACGACUGCUUUUGCCUUUCAAGAAUGAGUCUUUUAAUUUGUUGUGGGGCCAGAAACUCUGUGUCCUGGCUUCAUUUUCCUAUGGGCUUGUUGAUAUUUUUAGCAGUUUCUAGGAGCUUAUGGGGAUGUUAGUUUUUUGUUUAUGAGAUGUAUCUUUUUUCCCAGUUUUUGUGUUUUAACUUUACUUAUGGUGGGUUUAACUUUUUAUUAUAAAACACAUUGCAUUAAACUGCACAGAACAGUUGAAUAGCGUAAUGAGUAAGGUGAAAGCUCUCUCAGCUCUUGUGUGUUUAAAUCAAGUUUCUUAGAACAGUUGAAAUUAUCAGGUAGCUAUUUUAUGAUUUCUGGCUUUGGGAUUGCGGUUGAUGGGAUAAUAAGGGAAUUCUCCAGUGUUUUCCUCAAGAACUUUUGUAUUCAAGUGAAGUACCGGGUGAGUCCUGCACUCAACUUCCUCUUUUCUACCAUAGUUCAUACAGUGGACCAUCCUUAGCGCUGAUUUGAAAUGCCACCCUUUUCUUUCGAUUAAUCCCAGUGUUGUAUACCCCUACCAUAUUUUGGCAUUUCCAUUUUUUUCAUUUAUCUUAAUGUAAGUUAAGACACAGGUACCAGUGUCUUAACACAGACACUGUUUUAAUUCUUGAGCCUUUAAU